AGUUGUGGGUAGGGCCAAGAAUGUAGAACGGGUGUGAAAUGAUUAAUAAUUUUAUGUCCCACUUAGCACUAAACUGUACUGUCUAGGCUAGCUAGCUAGAUCACCUGUAACUCUCCGACAAUGGCCUCGUUUAACCAGGAGCAGGUCCGACAUUUCAGAGAAGUGUUCAAAGAAUUCAGUGACGAAGAAAGAGAAGGCAUAAUAAACAGAGACAACUUCCUAAUUGCUGUCAACCUAAGCCUGUCACAAUGCACGCUCGGCAACUCUCCAAGCCCUGAGCCCCUCGCAGCAGAGUUUGAUAGGUUGGUGGCAAGAACUGGAGUGCUACCGUGGCAGCAAUUCUUUCAGGUUAUGCUUCAUAUCAAUUUAAAUGAUGGUACCGGAGUGCGUUCGUCAGUAAUCAUGUCUGAGCAUACUCCCCCACCAGACCCGGUAUUUCCUCCUUACUCUGAGUCAUCACGUGUGACAUUCAACACCAGUAUCCCAGAGCCCACAGCCCCAGAACCUCCCUUUCCUGAGAACCGCAGCACAUUCACUACUUCCUUGCGUCGAGUGGGUACUAUAGUGGGUAAUUUCUUUGGUGUGACUGAAGCGUCUCAGCAAGGCACUGCGGAAACCAUAGGCUGGGAGGAAUACACUGAACGGAGAGUGGAGGAGAGCAAUUCAGUUGGUUUCGUUGGUACUCUCAGUCGGCGUGCUUCACAACGCCGCCCAAACAGGGUGAUUUUUGAUGAACCUCCGCCACCUGAUUACCCGUCCAUUGCUGAUGGGCGGAGCUUUAACAUGGAUGACCUUGGAGACAGUGACAGUGAAGAAGAUGGCUUCAUGUCCGAGGCACCCCCAAACUACCUGGAUGUAACAGGCCGUGAAGGCCAAAGCACAAGUGCCCCGAAUGAUCCAUGGCAAUCUGCACCCGGAGGGGGUGUGAUAGGAAACGAAGUUGGCCUGCUUCAACAACAAACAUAUCCAGCUGCAACUUAUCCUGCUGCUAACAUAAUGGUCAUUGAAGAGGCUGCCCCUGUCCUCCCUCCUCCAAGACAGGAACUGAUUCAUGACAAGAGUGAAGCAUGGGAAUAUUAUCAGAAGUUUAUCAAGGCAGAAAAAAAAGUGAGGAGGAGGAGGGCACAUGUGGAUGCUUUGGAAUUCUUUGGAGAUGCUUCUUCCACUGUGGGUGGUGGUGGUGCUCAAAGACAAGAACAGCGUGGUGGAUCUCUACGACGUGAUCGACUAGCUUCAGUUGACACUCCAGCUGAUCAGGUACAGAGGCGUAAAAAAAAGAAGAGAAUGAAACUUCAGCGUCAAAGUACUCUUAUUCGUAACGAGGUGGAGUCUCUUCCUUCUUUUUGGCCAGUGUGUACGAUUCUCAUCAGUUUGGCACAGGUGGUGGCUAUGAUUGUGUUGUUGCCACUGUUCGGUAUUGCUCCAAUCCAUGUCUCUCCUCAAGAGAAUAAUGGAACCUUCCCCACUCUCAAUGGCACCACUCCUGCUAAUAUUACCUACUUUCGAGGAGUCAACCUAUGGAUUGGGCCACCUGCAAGCAUCCUGAUUCAGUUUGGUGCUAAGUUUACACCUUGCAUGCGUACAGAUUUUGGGAUUCGACGUCGUAAUGCUAUUCUGUAUGAUCCAGACAAGCUCGGUUGCUGUAGGAAUGAGGGAAAUAUUGGGACUGUACCAAGCGAGCAAUGUGGGAUCUUCUUUAGAAAUUCUACUACAUUGACCACGACUGCUGAUUUCAACGAAACUGGGUAUGACACGGGUGUUUUCUGCUCAAGCAAUCAGUCAGUGUUCUUUUUGCCAACAUUUCAUCCUUGCUGUGUGUCCAUCACUGGUCUUUGCAUGGUGAUAUCUUACGAAGAGUGUGAAGCUCGACAAGGGUUUUAUCAUCCUAAUAAUGAGGCGUGUCAGGAGGUCAACUGUUUUCGAAAUAUUUGUGGGUUCAACGAGGUUGGAAUCAGUGAAGAAGGUAGUGGGUUUCAGCCCUCGGCCCAGCAAUUUUGGAGAUGGUUCUUAUCCAUAUUCUUGCAUCUUGGGGUUCUUCAUCUCUUGGUUUACAUACCUGUACAGUUAUACUUGGGUAUCAAGAUUGAAAAAACUAUUGGUUGGCUACGGUUUUGUAUCAUUUACCUUCUCAGUGGAGUUGGUGGAAACAUAAUCAGUGCAGUAUUUAUCCCCUAUGGUGUUAACUGUGGUGUUGGAGGAGCUGUAUUCGGUCUCUUGGCUGUACUCUAUGUAGAGUUAUUCCAAUUCUGGCAGAUUGUUGACAAAGCGUGGCUAGAGCUUCUGAAACUCACUGGAUUUGUUGUGUUUUUGUUGGCCCUUGGUACACUUCCAUAUCUGGACAACUUUGCACAAAUUGGUGGCUUAUUAUUUGGCAUGCCUUCUGCCAUAGUGUUUGUACCCUUCAUCACAUUUGGCAAAUGGGAUGCAGCUCGCAAACGUAUUCUGUUGAUUAUCUGCAUACCACUGCUCAUUCUUCUAUAUCUGGCUGGCUUUUUCACCUUCUACUUCAUUCCUGAUCCAAGUUUCUGCUCCUUUUGUCAUUACUUGAAUUGUGUGCCGUAUUCACCAGAUAUUUGCCCUGAGGAAUUCAGCAAUCCUAAUCCAACUGUCUUUGGACUAUGAUUGAUGAUCAUUGCGUGUACUUACCUUCGAAUUUAUUAACAAUUUAUUAUUACGACUAAAUUAUGUGUUAAUUAUUUUUUUAUUUUUAUUUUUGCUUACUGUGCUUGAUCAAUAAUUUAUUAGGUGACUCGUA
Halichondria panicea is the source of this 2755-nucleotide messenger RNA. RefSeq names its product inactive rhomboid protein 1-like. The transcript is spliced from 11 exons. Gene Ontology annotation, cellular component: endoplasmic reticulum membrane. Gene Ontology annotation, biological process: regulation of protein secretion; regulation of epidermal growth factor receptor signaling pathway. Gene Ontology annotation, molecular function: serine-type endopeptidase activity. The record is from RefSeq and is a predicted model, not a curated record. Lineage: Eukaryota; Metazoa; Porifera; Demospongiae; Suberitida; Halichondriidae. Bases 121 to 2622 code for a protein of 833 amino acids.